UUUACUGAUGGAUUUACGAGACGGUUUAUGAGUUAUAAAAUAACGGAAAGAAAAGCGUAACGUCUAGAGUCGACUAACCAAGACAAAUACACACUAGCGUGCGAAGUGUUUGUAUGAAAAGCAUAGUUCCAGAGGGAGAUUAAACAAGAAGUAAAGAUAUAUGAAGAUUUAAAUAAAAAUCUCCAUACACCUUAAAAACUUUAGAAACUCAAAAAUUGGAUAUUUUCUUAACUGCCAUCAGCAAUCAUUAUCCAUGCCAUAAGAGUUCAUGGAUUGAAAAACACCAUCAACGUCACGCAUGACUAAUUUCCCCUCCAUCGAAUGUCAAUGGGAUUUAUUUUUGCACCGGUAAUAUUGCAAAACGAUCUAUAAGAGUGGCAAAAAAAGAGAGAAAGAAGGGGAAAAAACAAAACAACGAAAACAAGUGCAUUUAAUAACACACCUGUGUGCUGUAAGCUGUGGACUUGAACUGCAGCAUUCUUGUGCGCAUGCGUAUCGAAAACACCAUGUGGUGCAACGGCGCAUAAUCAUAGCUUAUGGUUUAAAACAGUCUAUGACAGGCCAUACUUAGAUGGAAUGCAAUAGGAUUUAAAGCAACACAACAUAAACUUGUUUUUAAGAAGAAAAAAAAAACAUACAAAAUAAAUAAUAAAAAAAGAAAACUUAACAACGACCUUGCUGCGGAGAUUUGUAAUAAAAAAAAGUUAUAACAAAAACAUCCAUCCUCCUAGUUAAAUGCCUCACUGCAUCUUCAAGCAACUUUACAUUUUUAUGCAAUAACUAAUUAAAGCUAAUGCCUAAGUUUUAAUAAAUGUUGUGAAACCAAAAACCAUCAUAAUCAUCAUCAACUGCAAAAAAAUCAGUGUUUUUUAAGAUAAAAUUUAAACCUUCAACAUAUUCGUCAAAACUUAUAUAAGAAUAUUAUUGUGCCAGUUGAAGAAAAGCAUUCAAAAAUUGUCCGUUGUUUUGAGCGACUGACAGCUUGCACCGGCUAAUUGGAUUACUUUCGCUUAGCAGAUUAAAUAACAAGCCAAGCAGCGGAAAAAGCUCAUCUUCAGCCGGACAUUAUCAUCAUCAUCAUCAUCUGAGCCACCAUAGUCAACAUAAACACAUUCCAGCUAACAAGAUGCUCAAACACGUUCAAAUUUCACCCCUACGCAAUCGUUCGGAUUCGGUCUCAUUGCGUUCAAGUACAUCAUGUGCCUCAUCCAUGUGUGGCAGUCCCGAACCACCCACAGACUUACAGCGUACGCCUUCAAGGGCCUCCAGCUUUUCCAGUCUGAAUGAACAAUUACCUCAGACUACUAUCAAAGUUUUCACCAGUUGUUUGAAAAUUGAUAUUGAGUACAAAACUCUGGGUAUACAAUGGGAUACAACGAGCAAAGAGGUUAUUGCACAAUUAUUAAGACGCCUUAAAAUGCGUCACCGUGAUCCUCGCCUCUUCUAUCUGUCCAUGGAAGUCUCAGUGCGUCGGGCAGGCGUUAAGACUGUCAUGGUACUUGAUGAGGAUACCAGACCAGCAAUUCUGCAAGCCUGUCAUCCCAAAGGUGAAUCACGUUUCUGUUUGCAGCUAAAGCCAGGCGGUCUAAUACGAGUACAUACCUCAGCUCUUCUACCCUCUUCGCAAUAUAAAUCAUUGGUCAUCUCGGAAGAGACAACCUCGGAUGAGUUAUUGCAAUUGUUGUUGUCAUGUUAUAAUUCCAUGGAACCAGUAGAACAAUUUUCAAUAUAUGAGGUCUGUCCCGGUCAGGAGUAUCAACGCAAACUCCAUCCUGAUGAUAUACCUUUGAGAGCACAAAAUGAACGCUGCAAACGUGGAGAGACUUGUCAUUUCUUGGUUAGACGUAAUCCCAACUAUGCCCGUCGCCGCCAGAUACUCAAUGCCUUGGAUGAGGUGGAACAAGCCUAUGCUUCAAAUGCCUCUGCUAAUGGUGUCAAUAUCUGCCCCAACAAAUCUUAUGAUGGUGAUUGUAGCAUGUCAUCUUUGGAUGACAGCACCAGCCUUUUGGAUAUCUCCAUAGAAACCCUAUCGGAUGAUCUGCAAAGCCUAAUGACCAGCGAUGAGGAUGAUGAAUGUGCUUCCUCAACUUCGGGCUCUUCGGAUACAUCCUCCGAGGGCUCCUCCAGCAUACGGCGAACACCUUCCACCCUAACCGUCAUACCCAAAUCUGCCCAAUUAUGCACUCAAUGUCAUAAUAGUUACAAAUCCUGCGAUUUUUGCCACAAAAAUCAACCUCAUGCCAUGUUAACCCGCAGCCCCUCAAGUGUAUCCACAACCAAAGCAGGCCAAUCUCUGCCCACCAGCUAUAGUCCGGUGUAUAAUAUACGUGAAAUUAGAACUGCCACCCACUCGUUUUCUUCAUUGGGUAAUGAUAAGAAAUUAUUAGACAUUGAAAUGAAUGGACGUUUUGAGCCUUCGACUUGCCGUCCCCGACCACAAUCAGUGUAUGUGGGUAGAACAGUGCCGCGUAUAAUUAUGGAUGCCACUAGCCCCACAGAAACCACAUCGGCAGCGGCGUUAUUGCAACAACAGCAGGACGUAAAUGGUAAUCAUACCGGUGGUAGCAUGUCAUUGACCACAACAUUGGGCGGCGAAGAGGUCAAUAAUAAUCCGGCCAAAGGCUUGGGUCAUUUUGUGUAUAUUUAAGCGAGCAACCAAAAGGGCAGCAAGAACAAAGAACCUUAUUGUAAACAUAUUUGUUUGUUUUCUUUUUUAAGUGUAUUUGUCUUAAGUUGUUAGGAAUAAUUUUGUAGAAACUGUAGGGAUUUUGUAUACAGAAAUUAACCAAAAAAACUAUAAAUUUGAUAUUCAAGUAACAUGUCAAAGGCCAACUUAAAACUUUUUGCUUUAAAAUGUUAAAAUUAUUAAUUGAUCAAGGAAAAAUUUUUUCAUAAUAAAUAGCUUGAAGUGAAUGCGAUAUCACCUAUCACAGAUUAGAGUACGAAAUUGCGGUUAUUAAUGCCCUACAUUUAUGUGUGUUAUGAGGACGUUUUUUUUUAUUACCAAUUGUUUAUCUUUCUUCUGUUGUAGAUGUGUUUCCGCAUUUGAAUGCACACAUGAAUGAAACGUACUUGAUCUUUUAGUUUGAAUCCCACAAAAACGUUCUAUUAAAAAAAUUUUUCAAUAUCAAUUCUUUUGCUUUGCAAAGUGAACAUUCUUUAUUCCAAAUUAAUCAUACGCCACUAUGUACUUGUAAGGAAUAUAAUGCACACAUAAGUCAAAUGUACAUAUUGUUACAGCAGAUGGACAAAGGCACAAUUUUGUGAUUUGACUUUUUCAUUAACAAUUCGUUUAAGCUAAUGGGGCAACCCUUGAAAUAACUUGUAUUAAGACAUUGUUUUUGCAUUUGUGUGCACACAUAAAUGAAAUAUACGUACUGUAGUAGUCGCCAUAUUCUUUAAAAGGUCAGUGCAAUAAAUUUUAAAAUAUCAAUUGAUUUUCUUUAUAAAAUAAAAUUUCUUUAUUCAAAAUUAAUUAUACGCCACAGUGAACUUAUGAGUAAUGUGCUGCACACUUAGAUCUAAUAAACAGUUUGUUAUAGCUUUGGACUAUGUGAACGUUUGAGUGGUGUCGCUUUUUCAAUAUCAAUUCGUUUACUUUUUUAAACCUACAUUUUAAAAUGCAAAUUAAUCAUACGCCUAUGUAGACCUACAGGAAAUAUAAUGCACACAAAGAUCAAAUGAUCAUUUUGUCACAGAGGGGAGAUGAACCAAUGAUUUUGUGGUAUCGAUUAGGCAAAAUCAAUUAGUUUGUGCAAAUGGAAUGCCAUAGGCGAUUUAUGGUGCAAUAUUGAAUUAAGAUUGCAAUGCACACACAAAUGAAAUCUACUUGGUCUUUUAGCUUGAAUGUUCGCUAAAUUACCAGUGGUAUACUUUUUUUAAUAUCAGUUCGUUUGAUUUUCUAACGGUACAAACUUUAUUCCAAAUUAACCACACGUCUCUGCAGACUAACCAAAAAUAUGCUGCACACCUGUAUUCAACGGUCAUUUUGAGAAAGAGGGAGACUAUAUGAAAUAUUUUGUGCCUUUGUAAGUGCAAAAUCAAUUCGUUUAUACAAUUGGGAUAACAAUUGUACAAUUGGGGUACUUGAGCCUUAUGCACACAUGAACGAAAUCUAAAUGGUCUUAUAGUUCGAAUGUUCACCUAACUAACAGCGUUGUAAGUUUUUUAAUAUCAAUUCGUUUGCUUACUGUCUUUGUUUUAAAUUAAUCAUACGCUUAUGUUCACUUCCGGGAAAUAUGCUGCACGCAAAAUGAAUAUUGGAGAAAAACAGAGAAAGAUUAAAUCAACUAUUUUGCUGUAUAGUUUUCUCAAAAUCAGUUCCUUUAAGAAAAUGGGAAAGUUUUUCCAUGAUUUUUAGUAGUUACGACAUUGAUUUUUCAUUUGGCUGCACACAGGAAUGGAAAAUCCAUGUCAGUGUAGUUGCAAUGGUAGGCAAAGAAGCAGUGAAAUAAUUUUUUUAAUAUCAAUUCAUUUGCUUCACCAAAUUAACUUUUAUUAUUUUAAAUUAAUCAUACGCCACCGUGGACUUUUUGAAAAUAUGCUGCACACAUAAAUCAAAUAAAUAUUUCGACAAAGAGGCAGACUAAACGAAAUGUUAUCUGCCAUUACUUUGUCAAAAUCAAUUCGUUUAAAAGAAUGCCAUACAAACUUUCUACAUAACUUUUGAUUUUUUUGACUUUGUUGGUUUUUUUUUCAUUCUAAAGCACAAAGUAUAUAAAGUUGGUUAUUGAAAGAGAAUUUUAACAUGUUAUGCACAUGAAGAGUAUAAGAAAAAUGUUUACUUUUAAGCUGUAUAUAGUAGUUUGUAGUCAUUCGUAAAAAAAAACUUGUCAAAUUCGAGCAAAUUGUUACGGCCCCCAGGCUUUUAACUGCCAAAAUCUAAAAUAACCAUCAUAAAAUAUUAUAUUUAUGUAGUGUAUUGAAAAUGCUUAGAGGCAUAGGGUUAUAUUCAUAAAAUAAGCAGGCCCAUAGAAAUUUUUAAUAGAAAAAAAAUGUAUAUUAGUCGCUUAUAGUGAAUGUUACCCUUAUUGUUUAGUUAUUAAAACCAAAUAAUGUAUUUUUGUGUAAAGCUUAUUACUACCAAAUUCAAUGCUUAACCAAGUGGCCUUAUAAUUGCAAUUAUUAAUAUUACAAAACAGAAAACAAAAACUUUCUUAAAAACCAUGAAUGUAAAUAUUUUUUUUAACUCCUUUUUCAUUUUUUUGUAAAAAAAUAUUGCCAAGAAAUUUUGUUUUAUGAAACUUUCUGUUAAUAUUCACUUUCCCCUUAGAUUAGCUUAAUGCAUUAGUUUUUAGUGGAAAUCCAAAACCAAAGAAACAACUUUAACACAAAUUAGUGUAUAGAGUAGUAAUUCUCCCUUCACUCAUUGCACAAAUUGUCUUUCAAUAUAUCCCCAAAAGUUUUGUUCUGGCUUUAGAACAGAUUAAUUAAUUAAAAAAAAAAAUAAGUUUGCUAUAUUAUGUUAUGCUUUAAAGAUAUUUAAUACAUCUAUAGAGACAUAAAUCCAUUUAUAUUUCUUUGAAAAAAUAAAAAAAAUAUUUUUCCAUUUUCCUUUGGCUAUAUAAACGAAAUGUAAACUUUUACCCCAAAGUUCUAAACACACAUAAACACUAACGCACUCAAACUAUUGGUAGAGGGUAAACAAAUUAACCUCUUACUCACCUUUUAUAAAAAGCCUAAAAAUCUUAAUUUUCAACAUUGUAAUAUCAUGAAAAUUUUUAACAUAGUUUUUACAUUGCCCAAAUAUUGUAAUAAAACAAAUUAUUAAAUAUUUUCUGUUUUUCAAUGUCUAUGUAUGUGUGUUAUUUGGUUAGAAAUCAUUUUUAAAAAAUAAAAAAAUUUAAGAAAAUCGUAUGUAUGUGAAAA
This is a messenger RNA of Stomoxys calcitrans (stable fly), 5868 nucleotides long. RefSeq lists its product as uncharacterized. The record is from RefSeq and is a predicted model, not a curated record. Gene Ontology annotation, biological process: positive regulation of epidermal growth factor receptor signaling pathway; signal transduction; positive regulation of fibroblast growth factor receptor signaling pathway. Lineage: Eukaryota; Metazoa; Arthropoda; Insecta; Diptera; Muscidae. The coding region runs from base 1127 to 2647 and encodes 506 amino acids. The transcript is spliced from 6 exons.